This is a messenger RNA of Phycodurus eques (leafy seadragon), 2136 nucleotides long. Its product is annotated as TRIO and F-actin-binding protein-like. Bases 500 to 2116 code for a protein of 538 amino acids. The transcript is spliced from 14 exons. Gene Ontology annotation, biological process: actin filament organization; positive regulation of substrate adhesion-dependent cell spreading. Gene Ontology annotation, molecular function: actin filament binding. NCBI's taxonomy places the organism in Eukaryota, Metazoa, Chordata, Actinopteri, Syngnathiformes, Syngnathidae. The record is from RefSeq and is a predicted model, not a curated record. Gene Ontology annotation, cellular component: actin cytoskeleton.
CCGCGUCACCGCCGCACGUUGCAAUCACGGAAUCGGACGAGUUCAAAGAGGAGAAUACUAAGAUCAGUGGUGACAGAAGCAGGAGUUGCGUGGGGAGAGGCAUGGAGGCCUUGCUCCUUUCUGAACCCAACAGGGCUACACAAGAGCAAGAGGAGGUGGGGAUGACUAUGGAAGACUACAUCGUACUUGCUGACAUUCCGACAAUCCAGGUGGAGUCAGAAGAAGACUUUCCCGGUCUGAGGAGGAGGAACCAGAGUCCCAGUCCUUGUAGAGACCAAAGGUUCCGGACUCAAAGUUGGAAGUUUGAGUUGGACGAGAGAGGCCGAGGCGGAGAGCGAGGGAGAGACAGGAGAGAGAAGAAGGACUCCGAGAAUGGUCCGUUAUCACGAAGACCGUCGAACGCGUCUCUACAUAAACAGGAGCAUAGAUCUGCAAACGUGAAGGAGCGAGGGCUUCCCGACUGUCCACAGACAAAGAUGCUGCCAUUUUGAAGGGAUGGAUGUCUCGACUUGAUGAAAACAACAAGUGGAGGAACCACUGGUUUGUUCUGAGUGACGCGUCGCUGAAGUAUUACAGAGACGCCGAGGCUGAGGAGUCAGAUGAUGCGGACGGCGAGCUUGACCUGUCCGCUUGUGUCACUGUGUCAGACUGGGAUGUGGAAAACAACUUCGGCCUCCAAAUUCAAACAAAGAGGGCAGUAUUCACUCUCUCUGCAGUGACCUCUGGAUUGCGGUGGAACUGGGUGACGUUGCUGAAGCAGGCCAUUCAGAACAACAUGCACCAAUCAGAAAGCGCCAGCGAGAAAGAGAACCCCCUCUCCCGCGGCCCGUCGUCACGCCGACCGGCCGCUCGCUCCCCUCGAGCCGAAGGUCGACACCCAGCGGCGGACGUGGACGUGCACGCGGAGGUGAGCUCGGGCCUGGACGGAAAAGAAGAACGGGAGGAGGGCCGGGACCGCGAUUGGGCUCAGCGGCUGGAGGAGAGGAACAGGUGGUUCGAGGACGGUGUCCCCAUCGGCGAGAUGGGCAGCAGGUGGGACUGCAUGCGGCUGAAGAGGGGGAGUGUCCCCGUGCCUGUCAUUGACACCACGGAGUCAGAGGUCAGCAGGAAGUGGACGGAAUUCGAGCGCCUGUCAUUUAGGGACAUGAGCGCGCGGUCGCUCAUCGGAACCCAGGCGUAUCUAACGAGCACGCGGCAGGCCUCCGAUUCCCGCGUUGGCACCCAGACCCGUCAGUCGAGCCCUGACGAGGAUGGAGCGUUUGCCACCGCUUCGCCAGCUGACAGCGCAAAGGAGGCUCCCGCAACUGUAAACGGGUCGCCCACCGCUCACACAAACACAGCCGAGGCCCUUCAAAAGGAGGCCCUGUCCCUUGAAAAGCAAACAGAGAGCGUUAAGAGAGAGCGCGCAGCCAUGGCGAUAAAAGUGGACAGCCCGUGUGGACCCGGGGCCCCCUGCGGGGCCCGGCUCGAGGCCGUGGAAGCGGCCCAUCGGAAAGAAGUGCUGGAGCUGCGGGAGAAACACGAGAGGGAGAUCAGCGAGUCGGAGGGACAAAGGGACAGGAUGCUGGAGGAGGAGCGGCAAUCUUCUGCUAGAGUCAUGGAGGCUCUGAGAGCUUCCCACAGAGAAGAGCUGGAGAAGGCCAGGAGAGCGCCUGGAGGGGACGCGCACAUGGAAGCAUCUCAUCGAGGGCACAUCCCGCCGGUGGACGUGUGGCACCGUGAUUUGGAUGUCUUACGUGAACGUUCCUCUGAGAAACGUCUGCAGUUGAGCCUCAGCGAGCAGAGCAGCCAAAGAAGAGAAAGUGAUCUUGAAUGCAAAGACAGCGACUUGCGACAGCUUUGGAGAGAGAACCAGGAGCUUAAAGCCAAGCUGGCGCAAGAGAUUAGCCGCAUGCGUUAUUUCAUCACAGGACAGAGGCCAGGCGUGCUUUCCCUCGGCAACGUGGCAUCAGAAGUUGAGGAGAAGGAGGCAGCCUAUGAUCGCUACAAGGAGGUUUAUGGCGAGCUAAGUGACUUGAAGGGCCGAAGCGGGUUGGAGAUGGUGUCUCUCAAUCAACACCUGCGAUUGGUCAACGCUGCACGACAGGAGAGCGCAACGGAAGCCUGUGACCAAUGAAGAUAACUAGUAGAAGUCCC